Messenger RNA from Nipponia nippon (crested ibis), 1560 nucleotides. Lineage: Eukaryota; Metazoa; Chordata; Aves; Pelecaniformes; Threskiornithidae. The record is from RefSeq and is a predicted model, not a curated record.
AUGAUGCUUCUCCAUGACUUGUCCCACUACUACAGAGAAAUUGAGGGAACUGAAAUCCUAUCAAGAACCUUUCAGUCCAGUAAGAUACUAACUCCACUUCAAAUUCCUUCUCGUCCAACUUUCUCACAAGACAGAUAUAAAGAGUUCAGGGAAUCCCUUCACUGCUGCAAGCUUCCCUGGGCAGCAGAAAGGGAGCAUGGAGGAAUUGCACUACCUGUACUUCCAGAAGACAACUGGGCAAAGGAUAAGUCUCCAUGUACAUUUGUUAAAGGACAUCAACAUUAUAGUAUAGGUGUAGACCCUUGGCCAAGAGGCCUUCCCACUGAGCAGUACUGUGAUGUCACCCAGCUGAAAAAAGUGAUGCGAAGUACGUCGGAAAUUAACAGGAAAGAGCAGCAAGAAGUUAUCUAUCUAGAAAAGAAGCUGAAGGUCAUGACGCUCCCCACACUGCAUCACUCUCAGGCCAACACCACACCUGAGAGAAGAAACAGCUCUUCAGAGGCUCCUACCAUGUGUCGGAGAACACACAUCUCUAGGUACACAAUGUUUGCAAACUUCAGAUCACCUGAGGAUCAAGACACUGGGAUCGAUGCAAGCAGUCAUCAGUCUUUCCAUCCCAAUAUCCCUACGAAGGCUUUUGAUGUGGUUGUUCUAAGGAAGACCAGACUUAAGACUGCACUCUGUAAUCCAUAUAGGCAUGAAGUUGUCAACUCUGACUCCCAGAAGAAGGCUGUGCACUGGCUGGGACAGCACGCAUACUUCCAACUUCUUAAGUUUGCUGAAGAAAAGGGAAGAGGUCCUAUGAAUCCCCUUAUCGUGGAUAACUAUUACAUGAAAGCAGUUGGCAGAUUAACUGGAGAACUAGGUGAAGACACGGAACUAAAAGAAACAUUUCUGCCUAGUGCCUCACAAACGAGACCUCUUGAAGGGUGCACUGCAUGUUUACUUCAAGGUCAAUGUCCCCAUGAAUCAAUUCUGCAGGAACAGUACUCCUCCAGUGCCCAGGCCACUCUGUCUCAGACAUGCUACCAGAAAGUUCAUUAUCUGGAUACAAGGCUGCCAAUAAACAAACUUCAGAAAAUCACUGACACACUGCAAACAGAAGCAUUGUACAGGGGGCAGCUUUCAGGAAGGCCUGAACUUGAAUCCCUUCCAAAAUCUGCAUGUUCCCUUUCCUAUGAAGACUUCAAGCCCAGACAUUUGGAUCAACACACAAUAUGGGAAAACCCGGUUAGUCUAAGUAAGCCAGGCUUACCACGGGAUGUAAAGAGUAAGGAAAGGAGAAUUUUGUUGCACAAGCUUUGGAAUCAAGAAGCAUGUCAGCCUGCAUGGAGACCAGAGGACAGGCCAAGAGAGACGGCACUGCCUGAAUGGAUCCCUAGCUGUGAGGUUCCUCGGCACCAGACAGCACCUGAACUGCAGCAUUCCUUCUCUAAGGCAGCACCACAAAAACGUUUUCAUGAUUCCGUAAGAGGAAAGACAAAAGACCUCAGAGAUAACAUUAUUGAGAAAAAGAGACAAAAAUUCUAUGGUUUCAAUGCUUUUUAUUUCUUUAACUGA